CUACUUUUUGGACUUUUGCCGACUCAAUUCCAAAUUCAUUUAUUUGUUAUUGUCGCUCCGUUUGGACUUGUUUGUCAAGUUUGCCGCGAUGUCUAUUUACGCAGACGUUCCGAAGGGACCCGCCAUCGAGGUUUUCGCCUUGACACAGGCUUUUAAGGACGACACCAAUCCCAGCAAGGUCAAUUUGUCGGUGGGCGCUUACAGGACAGAUGCUGGAGUUCCCUGGGUUUUGCCUGUGGUGCGCAAAACUGAAAUCUCCAUCGCCAGCGAUGAGGCUGUGAACCACGAGUAUUUGCCGGUGACUGGACUCGAUACGUUUACUAGUGCUGCCACGGAAUUGGUGCUGGGCGCUGAUUCCCCUGCCAUUAAGGAAAAUCGGGCCUUUGGAGUGCAGACCAUUUCGGGCACUGGUGCCCUGCGUAUUGCUGCUGACUUCCUGCACACACAACUCAAUCGCAAUGUGGUUUACUAUUCAAAUCCCACCUGGGAGAACCACCACAAGAUCUUCUCUGAUGCUGGCUUCACGACCCUCAAGUCGUACCGCUACUGGGACCAAAACAAGCGUCAGCUGGACUUCAAGAACAUGCUGGCUGAUCUGAACGAAGCUCCGCCCGGUGCCGUGAUCAUCCUGCACGCCUGUGCCCACAAUCCCACUGGUAUUGACCCCACCCAGGAGCAGUGGACCGAGCUGGCCAAUUUGUUUGAGAAGAAGAAGCUCUUCCCGCUGUUCGAUUCCGCUUACCAGGGCUUCGCCAGUGGCGAUCCGGAUCGCGAUGCCUGGGCUGUUCGCUACUUUGUGCAGCGGGGCUUUGAGCUCUUCACCUGCCAGUCGUUCGCCAAGAACUUCGGGCUCUAUUGCGAGCGUGCUGGCAACCUGACGGUGGUGCAGGCGAAUGCAGCCACCAAGGCGGCGGUUCACUCCCAGCUGACGCUGCUCAUUCGUGGCCAGUACUCAAACCCACCUGCCUACGGUGCCCGCAUCGUGUCGAAGGUACUGAAUACCCCGGAAUUGCGCAAGGAGUGGAUGGCCUCCAUCCAGGCCAUGUCCAGUCGCAUCCGUGAGAUGCGCAGCGCUCUGCGGGACAAGCUGGUGGCGUUGGGAACGCCCGGAAACUGGGAUCACAUCGUCAAUCAGAUCGGCAUGUUCUCGUACACGGGCCUGAACGAGAGCCAGGUGCGCGUCCUGAUCAACGAGUUCCACAUCUACCUGCUGAAAACGGGACGCAUCAACAUGUGCGGACUGAACACCGGAAACAUUGAGUACGUGGCCAAGGCGAUCCAUGCCGCGGUUACCGGAGGUUCUGCUGCUUGUCCCUGCGACAACAAAUUGUAAACGAUCGAUGGAGAGUGCAACGAUUAGCUAUAUUUUGAGUGGGCAAGACAAAACUGCUGCACCAUUAGCAUUUAAAUCAAACCAACAGCAAUUGCAAUUACUAAACGUUUAUACACGGCUUUUACAUAGAUAUAUUAUACACUUGAAAUGGUCAAAACAGUAUGGAAAUUAUAUGCCACAUUGGAUUGAAUAGUUAACACAAAUUGUGCACAACCGAAGGCCGCCAGAGAUUGGUUAAAUAAUGUUUAGUUAACUAAAUCUUUAUUGACUUGUGUGUAGUAAUUAGUUACAACGACAAUAACACUAUUGAAGUAUUUAAA
Molecule: messenger RNA, 1653 nt
Organism: Drosophila takahashii
Lineage: Eukaryota; Metazoa; Arthropoda; Insecta; Diptera; Drosophilidae
Gene: Got1
Product: Glutamate oxaloacetate transaminase 1
Biological process (GO): L-aspartate biosynthetic process
Cellular component (GO): cytosol
Molecular function (GO): L-aspartate:2-oxoglutarate transaminase activity; pyridoxal phosphate binding
Source: RefSeq, a predicted model, not a curated record